UCGAGUACCGUCAUUAUAGACACAACUAUAGAACAAUAGGUUGCGGUCACCGGUGACCGCUUGGUGUUUGACAGUUAGUGGGGCCUGUAUUUUACUAUGCCAAAUUCCCGCCUAUUUAUUUUGCUUAAUCUAGAAUUGUUCAUUAUAGGAUAGUGAUCAUUUAAAAUAAUUUGGUCAGAUCGUAAGUUUAUGUCAGAAAAAGUGCUUUGAGGGCAUGAAUAAGACAUUUCUGACCUUAUGAGGGACAGUUAUGAUGAAUACGUUUGUCAAGCAGUCAGGAAGUAUCAAGAAAACUGCCUCAGCUGCAUGAUUUGAGAUGUAUCUUAAAGAUAAGAGAAGCCUUCAGAUAUACCUUUUAACUACAAUUUAGUUUUCGGACACAAUUUUUUUAUCUAGCACUUGAAUUGAUAAUAUGAAUCAUUCAGAGACUCAUCUUACUAGCGUGUACUAGUGUGUAUUUAUUUGUUAAGAUAAUAUUUAAACAUAUUUAAUUGUACGUGAAUGAAUACUACUCAAGGUUGCGAUGGUUGGUUUAAUUUGAGUCUUUUUUUGAGGACAUAAGAGUUUGUUUUUGGAUGAAGUAAUUCUCAGUGAAUUGGAACACACGUGAUUGGUAUGGAAAAGGGAAGAAGAGCUCAAUACUUCGUGGCAGCGGCUGUAUCCCUGGCUGCUGUUGUAGCUGGAGCCACACAAGCUUGGAGUACGCCUGUCAUACCGAAGUUCCACAACAAUGAAACUAAUAUCGCCAUUACAGACAAUGAGAUAUCAUGGGUGGCCGCCUUAGCGUCUCCUGGGUACAUGGCGGGUAGUAUGGCGACCAGGAUUGUCUCGGACAAGUUCGGAAGACGGUCAGCUGUUCUGGGCAGCGCCUUACCGAUACUCAUUGGAACUACAGUUAUUCUAACCACUGCGUCAGCGCGAUGUCUUUACGUGACGCGCUACCUAUGGGGCUUUGGUACUGGCAUGAUCGGAACAGUAUCAUCGAUGUAUUUAGCCGAAAUAGCAGAUAAAGAAAUCAGAGGAAAAUUAACAGCAUCCAUUCGCUUUAUGUUAAGUUUUGGCAGCUUCAUCAUCAUGUCAAUUGGACCAUUCAUAUCCUACAACGCCAUAAGCUACAUAUUCCUAGGCCUACCAAUAUGUUACUUUGUGGCCUGUUGCUUUAUCCCAGAGACGCCAUAUUUUUACUUAAAAGAAGGAAAAGUGAAUGCAGCACGAGCUUCUCUAAAGAGAUUGAGUGGAGAUAGAGAUGAAAAGGCUAUAGAAGACCGGCUAUCGGCAAUGAGGCUGGACGUCAAAAAAGAAAUGCAUCGCUCUGGUUCUGCUAAAGAGAUGUUCACUGGAAAGAGGUACCGCAAGGCGCUGAUCAUUGCAACUGGGUUAAAAGUGACUCAAAUAAUGGCAGGACCGAUAGCCAUCCAACAAUACUUCGGCCGCAUCGUUCAAGAAAGCAAAACCAACGUGGACAUAUCCAUUGUGCUGAUAACAUUCGGAGCAGUUAAAUUUAUUGUCGGAAUAAUAUCAUCAGUGAUAGUGGACAAGGUUGGGCGUCGUCCUUUACUCAUCUACUCUUACUUAGGCUCUAGCAUAGCCCUGAGUGUUGUUGGAGCGUACUUCUUGAUACAACCCACCAGCUCUCCAUAUUACACCUAUAUUCCGUUUAUAGGCAUCAUUCUUUCUAGCGUAGUGUCCAUUCUAGGCUAUGAGCCCAUGAACUUCGUCGUCUCCGCAGAAAUAUUCCCCCUUAACGUUAAAUCAGUAGCAAUGACCUUCUUGAACAUUCUGGGAGGUCUGCUGAACUUCUUAUGUGUAAAAGGCUAUCAACCAAUGAAGAAUGUAGCGGGACUGACAGGAGUAUUCUGGUUUUACGCCACUUUCGCUUUCAUAGGUUGCGUAUUCUCAUUUUUAAUGGUUCCAGAAACAAAUGGUAAGAGUUUGAGAGAGAUUCAGAUUCAGUUGCAAGGAGAAUUGUAUGACGAAACUUAUGACGAAAAGUCUCAUAAUAUUAUUGAUAAUGAAGCUGAGGGUACAGAACUUAAAAAGUUGAAGCAAGAUGAUACGUGAGUGAAGAUAACGGUCGGUGAGAGAAAUAGAGAAAUUGAAUGUAAAAUAGGUAGCCAAUUAAGCCAGUGAUAGUAGCAAUACAAAGUUUAGAUUUUAUCAACCUUGAAUAUUUUAUACCUACAGAUUAUGCAAAUGUGUAAUAGUUAAUAGUAAUGUAAUUUAUCAAAAGCAUUUAUACAAAUGUGAUAUGUUUUAUUUAUAAACGUUUUUCAUAAGA
Messenger RNA from Spodoptera litura, 2278 nucleotides. RefSeq names its product facilitated trehalose transporter Tret1-like. The record is from RefSeq and is a predicted model, not a curated record. NCBI's taxonomy places the organism in Eukaryota, Metazoa, Arthropoda, Insecta, Lepidoptera, Noctuidae. Gene Ontology annotation, cellular component: membrane. Gene Ontology annotation, molecular function: transmembrane transporter activity. Gene Ontology annotation, biological process: transmembrane transport.